Rhodotorula toruloides NP11 is the source of this 1926-nucleotide messenger RNA. Its product is annotated as MFS drug transporter. The record is from RefSeq and is a predicted model, not a curated record. Bases 1 to 1926 code for a protein of 641 amino acids. NCBI's taxonomy places the organism in Eukaryota, Fungi, Basidiomycota, Microbotryomycetes, Sporidiobolales, Sporidiobolaceae. Gene Ontology annotation, biological process: transmembrane transport. Gene Ontology annotation, molecular function: transmembrane transporter activity. The transcript has 9 exons.
AUGACUGCACCGACUGAUAGACCGCUAGAAGGCGGCCCACCCAAUGUCCUAGGCGAGCGAGGACGACAAGGCGACCGCGGGCCGGCGGGACAGGUGCGAGGCGAGAUCGAAGAGCGGGAUGGCGUUGUUGGGGACGCAGCGAGCGGCAAGACGGCUAUCGAAGCGGCGGCCGACAUGAGCGCAGGCCCGGGCGGGAUGGAGUCGGCGGGAAAGGACGAGGAGGACAAGCUGGGAGAACAGCUCGCUACGCAUCACAAGAACGGCUUGCAAGACCAGACGAACUAUAUGCCCGUCAAACAAAUCCUGGUCGUCUUCGCCUCGAUGCAGCUGUCGGUACUGCUCGCAUUCCUCGAUCAGACAAUCGUAAGUGUAGCGCUACCUUACAUAUCGGCGUACUUCAACGCCGGAAGAUCGUCUGCCUUCGUGACGGCCGCCUACCUCCUCACGUCGUCUGCCAUGCAACCCGUCUGGGGCCGUCUGUCCGACAUCUUCGGCCGCAAAUACACCCUCAUGCUCUGCGUUCUAAUCUUCGCGAUUGGCUCGCUCGCCUGCGCUCUAGCGCGCACCAUGGUUCAGCUUAUUGUGUUCAGGGGCAUGCAAGGCGUCGGCGGAGCGGGACUUCUCACUCUCGUCCUGAUUAUCGUCUCCGACAUCGUUUCCUUGAAGGAGCGCGGCAAGUACCAGGGUGUAACGGAGAUAACGAUCAUGGUGGGCAACGGAGUCGGCCCGCUCAUUGGCGGCGUACUCGUCCAGCAUGUCUCCUUGCCUUGCUGCGCCGCCGCCAUCGCCGUCAUCGCCUACUUCCUCCCGCUGAAAGCCGUCAAAGGCUCAGCAAAGGAGAAGCUCAAGAAGAUCGACUACGGCGGCGCCGUCCUCACCGUUGCUGCGACGGUCCUGCUCAUUCUCCCGCUUAAUUGGGGCGGCACCUCGUUCCCGUGGGUCUCGGGACCCGUCCUCGGCUGCCUCGUCGCCAGCUUCUUCGCCUUCGCCGUCUUCUUCCUGUGGGAAUGGAAGGCCGCUCGCAUCCCAAUCGUCCCUCCCUUCAUCUUCAAGAACCAAACCGUCGCCGCCAUCUUCGCCUCGACAUUUCUGUCCGGCUCGACGAUUCUCUGCCAACUCUACUACCUCCCGCAGUACUUCCAGGUGGUUCGCGGCGACUCGCCGACACGUUCUGGCGUCCUCAUCAUCCCGCAGCUCAUCACGACCACAGUCUUCGUCUUCCUCUCCGGCCAGCUCGUCUCGCGGACGGGCGAGUACAAGCCCUCAAUCGUCGUAGGAUACGCCAUCUGGGCUGUCGGUCUUGGCUUGCUCUCGACUCUCGAUCAGCAGUCCUCGACAGCUCGAAUCGUCGGGUACCAGCUUCUCAACGGCGCAGGCCAAGGCCAAACGCUGCAGACGUCGAUGGUCGCGGCGCAGGCAGCGGUAGAGCGGAGCGAGAUGUCGGUCGUGACGAGCGUCCGCAACUUCAUGCGGUCGCUCGGCGGGACAGUCUUCCUGGUCGUCGCGGCGACGAUCCUGAACAACAACUUGAGCUCGAAACUCACUCCUCUCGGCUACUCGCAUUCGACUAUCUCCGCCAUCGUCGACGACCCCGUCGGGAUCUGGCAGCCCUCCUCGCGCGAUGCCAGUAUUCUGUACGAUCUCAGCUCGACGCAAAAGGCGCAGAUCGUCGAGGCUUACGUCGUCGGCUUCAACACCGUCUUCCACGUCUUGACGGGACUGAUCGGCGCAAACUUCCUCAUCGCCUUGUUGCUCGUCAAGCGGCACUCGUUGCAGCGGAAGGACGAGGAGGCGCUGAAGCAGCGAGGGAAAGAGUGGAUUCAGCAUCGCAAGGAGAAGAAGCGAGGAGCGGGUGGGCGCAAUCUAGACGAGGCGGAGAAAGGAGAGGGAGAAGAAGCGACGAAGCAGGACGAGGCGCGACGAUAG